This is a messenger RNA of Trichoplusia ni (cabbage looper), 2636 nucleotides long. RefSeq lists its product as uncharacterized. The record is from RefSeq and is a predicted model, not a curated record. The coding region runs from base 159 to 1754 and encodes 531 amino acids. The transcript is spliced from 5 exons. Lineage: Eukaryota; Metazoa; Arthropoda; Insecta; Lepidoptera; Noctuidae.
UUGCAUAAAUUUAGCCGGACAGUGCUGUAAAUAUUGGAGAAUCGUUUGAGUUUUCACAUUUUAACUUACGAAGUGCAAGUGCACAGAGUUCAUUGUGUUUCGUUGUAAUCUUUUCGUAACUGCUUUUAUUUGAUAAAUACCUACAUACAAGAAGCGAAAUGCCAAACGAGGACAGGAAUAAUACUAACAGGAAUAAUGAGAGGGAUAAUCAGUAUUCGUCGUAUGUGGCCGGAGCCGCGAUGGGUCUAAUCGGUGUUGCAGCCGGCGGCGCGCUGUACUACCUGACUCGUUCGCUGAUGCCGACGUCAAGACCAGCUGCACAAGGAAACCCGCCGCCUGAAGACCAAGCGCCACUAAGGUCUGCGACAUCGAGGCACUCCUCGACACCCAGAAUCCAAGCCAAUCCUACUGCAUCCACGUCAAGAAAAAGUGACAAUGAUUCGAUCUCAUCGUAUCUUAGUGAUUUGAUGAACAGAAUUUCAACAUCAAGUGGAAGCCCAAGUGUAGCUUCGUCCAGUGUCAGAAUCAGGGAGGUGCCUCCAGACAACCCCGUUAUCACAAACUUGAACUCCCUGCUAUCAGACAUCCACGUGAGGUACAUCAAACUGAAAGAGUUCGAUCUCCACUACAAAGUAUUCGACACCAUUUUCCAAGAUCUACACAAGAAAAUGAAGGAAGUGGAUCCGUAUUACCGGAAAUAUUCAAGCACGGUUCAAUUUGCUGGCAGCCACUACGAUAAUUUGCGUAUCAAGAAGCCUGACGAAUUUGACAUGGAUAUAGUUAUUGGUUUGCCAUUGAACAUUAAAACAGAUGCUAUGAACCCAACUGGAAGCGACAUUCUCAUCGAGCCGACAUCAGCUGGCUUCGUCCAGCUUAAGAUGGGCGUCCAGUUCCAACGGCUGCCGAUGAGAGACAAGGAAGAAUGGCUGAUCAACAGAGCCGCGUAUGAAUGGAAGGAUGACUCUAACUACCUCCUUCGGUCAAAAUUCAACGAUUGGUUCAAAAGUGUUGUGAACAAGGCAUUAAACAAAUUCGAGGUGUCUGGCAACCGACCUCUGUAUUACGUCGAAGGCGUGCCUUACAUUAUUGACAAAUCUGAGUCUGGUCCGGCUAUGACGCUUCUGAUUAGCAACAAAUCUAGAAACUUCAAACUGGACGUCGAUCUUGUGCCGUGCCUCAAGUUUCCGGAAGAUCGGUGGCCCAUCGGUAAGAGCUAUCGGCAAAUCCCACAAAAAUGCAAGAAAGACUAUUGGAUGGUCGUCGGCAAGCCCAACAAGGAGUCUCCUAGCGUGCUCGGACAGCUGAGGUCCUGGCGUUUGGCUCUUCAUAACCAGGAGAGGGAAUUAAUGCACAAUUCUUACAACUUACGACAAGCUAUUCGACUGGUGAAAAAGCUAAGGGACUCGUUGGGAAUGAAAAAGAUUGCAAGUUACUACAUCAAGACCCUAUUUUAUUGGGAUGUAGUCGAAAUCAAUGACCCAGAAUAUUGGAGGAGGAACAAUCCCGCGACAUUGUUCAAACUGAUGGUUGGGAAACUGCACCAGGCUUUAGUGGUGGGGAAAAUCCCUUACUUCUGGAAUAAGGACAACAAUCUGAUUGGCAAUGUUGACAGGAAGGUCCUCAAUGAAUACUUGUUGAAACUAGUGCCGCUUAUAGAUAUCCUGGACCAACCGGAUAAAUACAAGAUGGUCGCUAAGUAUCUGUUGACGCCGGAAGAGUUUGCCGAUUACAAUAGAAAGUUUCUACACAUUUGAAGAUACUUAACUCGAUAAAGUAUUAAGAGAUGUUGAUUUAGACGUGCUAUAAAAGUGAUACAUAUAUUUAAAUUAUUUAUCUCUUUGAAGUUUUUAUACAAAAUCUGAAAUGUAUAUUUUAUAACGUUUUACAUACUUUGUGUAAGGGCAAUUGCCUCUGACAGUACUCGAUAUUAAGUUGCCGUUAUGGCUCGCAUUGUGUUGGUCACCUUAUCACAGCACAGAUCGAGUGCUAAAUGUCACCAAAAGCGUUUGUGUGAUCCACGAAAGCUUGUCCUGUUCAGGUUGUGAAUCCCCCGUGACAAAAGGAUCGAAUUAUUAGACUUAAUCUAAUAUUAAAAAUCUAAUGUUUAGUCCAUCAGACAGUUUUUCAUAAAAUAUUGAAUACGUAUUUUUAUUUUAUCAUAUCAUUCAGAAAUCUGUCUGUUCAAGGUUAAAAUUAAGUACUCAAAUAAUAUUUUUGCAUCACAUUUUUUUUGAUAAGAUUUAGCCUUAAUUAGCCGUAAUUUAAGUAUUUAGGAUUUGGACCAUUUGAAGUAAGCUACAUUUUAGUAAAUAGAUUUGACGUUAAAAUAGGCCUUAAAAACAUGUGCAUAAUAUGAUUGUGAAGCAGAUUUUUUAACGAUUAUUUUUUGUCAGCUGAUUUAAUUAGAUGACUAACGAACGACAUGACAUUUGCUUACACAGUACUUUACACUUGACAGUUGAAAAUUCAAUUUAAAUUAUGUGCAGCUAAAAAAAAGCAAGCUAUUGCCUGCCUAUCUGCCUAUGAUAUUGUAUGUUAGUUAAGAUUCAUAUUUUUAUGACAUUGCAUUUUUUAAGGUAGCAAUUUUAUACACAUAGAUGUUUGUAAUUCAGAGAAAUACAUGGAAAUGUGAUAUA